AUGGUACCCUUCAGACCUUUCCCGUUCACAUCAAAAGCUGUAUCAGUAAAGAAAAUCAAGAAGCUUGUUGAAGGAAGAUCUUACGGGUAUUUCACUACUAAUGAUGCACUGGGCGCACUGGAAACUUCUCAAUACCUUAAUUUAAGAAAUGAUCUCAAGCUUUUAUACAACACCACAAUGAGGAUGAUUGAGAAGAAAGCCGUCAAAGCUGCCCGAAUAAGAAGAAGCUAUGACGAGAUAGGAACAAUUCCGCCAGUAUUGCAUCUGUCAAGAGACGAAAAGCCUUUAAACGAAUCUGCAAUUUGGUCCCAUUUUUCUAAUCUCAAUUUGAGGGCGACACAGGAGGUCCCAUACUCUUUACAGAAUCUGUCCGGGGCCGGCAAAAACAGUUCAAAAUUGCCGUCGAUGCCGGGAGGUACAGCCUCAGCGAUAGAAUGGAAUGAAUUUAUUCAAAAGCUAGUAUCUUACAAUAACUUGAAUACUCAUUUAUCCCAAAACCGAAUAGACCAGGCUAUUGAGUCAGCACUCAAUGCCGCGGGACACAAACUUACUCUUGCAUCUUUCAACAAGAUCUUACUCCAUUUCUCUUGGAAAUAUGACUUGACGACUAUGACGGAAAUACUUCGCUCUCUGACCACAGUUUAUGAUUUAAAGCCCGACAUCCAAACUUACAACAUUUUUCUCGACACCAUCCUGCGGUCUCGUGCGAAACAUAGAGUCAGAAGAUGCGUAACGAUUUUGAAGAUGAUGAAACAGCAAGGUAUAACUCCAAACAAGUAUACCUGGAAUAUUAUAUGUGGAGGAUUGAAAGAUGUCCAUGAAAUCUUACAUUUUCUUCGCCAAUUCUACAAGUUUCAGAUUCCCUUACUGUGUCAAAGAAAUCUCGCAAAAGCUGGCAUUCAAUUCCCGAUAAUUAGAGAGAUAUUUGAUCCGGCAUCUAGAAUUGACUACAAUACCGCAUAUGAUUUGCUGUCAUUAGGUAUCAAGGUUAAACUUUUGGAAGACGGCCAGUUAAGAGACGCACUCACUUACAUGCGAAACGUUUGCAGUCAAAGCCAAAAUAGUGAUAAUUCUGCAUUUGUGCUGACUCCUAAAUUCAACAUCCUCAAGCUUUUCAUGAAUUACAUUUUGUUUGAACUGCAAAAUCUACCAUAUGCAAUAGCAUUCCUGCAGUAUUUUGAAAACUCUUACCCGAAUGUUAUGGACUCGGAUGAUAACAGAAAUCAGCUAUAUGCAAUAUUACUGACCUCAAUGAAGCAAUUCAAAGAUUCGCCAAUGUGGGAACCUUUAGUAAGAUACUUCUUCCAGAGGACAAUCGACGAUCAUGGAAGAACCAUUUUACCUACAAGCACAAUCAUCCAACUCACAGAAUUAGGAGAGCAAAAAUUGAAAGAUCAAUCGCAAAGGGAAACCGCUGAUACCUUCAAUAUAGCCGACAGUCCCACUUUGCUAGAAAGAACGACCAUCAACAAAAUCUUCAAGCAACUACGAUGGCCUGGGUCUGCAUACGGGGAACAGCCAAUAUGGGAGCUAGAAAGUAAUGCCCCCUCAUUUCGCCAAGCUUGCAAGAUGUUGGGGUACUUUGGAAACACAAAAGUCGACGGCCCGGAGGAGAAAACUUCAAACACACAAAGGUUUGAUAUUUGGCACAGUUUCGAACUCCCUACAAGAGAGGCUUUUUAUGAUUCGCUACCAUUUGACGUUGCAAUGCCGGAAGGUUUUGACAAUAGCGAUAGCUAA
Ogataea angusta is the source of this 1740-nucleotide messenger RNA. RefSeq lists its product as uncharacterized. The record is from RefSeq and is a predicted model, not a curated record. The coding region runs from base 1 to 1740 and encodes 579 amino acids. The transcript has a single exon. Lineage: Eukaryota; Fungi; Ascomycota; Pichiomycetes; Pichiales; Pichiaceae. Gene Ontology annotation, molecular function: protein binding.